Molecule: messenger RNA, 1095 nt
Organism: Acaulospora colombiana
Lineage: Eukaryota; Fungi; Glomeromycota; Glomeromycetes; Diversisporales; Acaulosporaceae
Source: the annotation of a GenBank genome assembly
AUGUCCUCUGUAUACUUUUCAAAGGAUACAAUCAUGCCAACUUUUAAGUAUGGAGUUACCUUAACAGAACCUUCUAACUCCAUAUGCAAAAUUUCGUCCGACUUAUAUCAUAAACACGAUAAAAAACUUGAUUACAAUGACCUAACGAAGAAAGGUCGUAAUUACUGCCCUCAAUAUGGGGAAGGAUUCCGCUCCCCCAACCUCGGCUGUGGAAAAUUGUCGAAAUCUAGAACUAAUAAUUCACAAACAUUAUAUGAGAGGUUGGAGGUCAUGGAGAAACAAGUGAGAAAACUGAAAGAGGAAGUUUCAUCUACAAAAGAAAAAAUCAAAUACUAUGCUCUCAACAAACUAAUAUUGGGCAUAGCUAUGCAUUAUCCGACGACAAGUAAAGAGAUUAUACAAUUGAAAAGGUUGUAUUGUUUGAUUCGUAACAACCAAAAUGACCCGAACUUUGUUGAAAAGUGGUUCGACAAUCUCAUGAAUUGGUUGAUGCUACUUGAACCAGGCUGCGAAAGAGAACCUGUUAAAGAUUCUUUCGAUUGUCAACUCUGGAAAAACAUUGAUUCGUUGUUGGAAAGUUACGACCAAAGUUUUUUGCCAUCAACCAUUCUGACCUCCUCACCUUUGGUCUCUGUAAAUCCUUUCGAAUUUUUUUUAGAUGAUUUAUGUGUUUUUACAAACUCUUCACUCUUUGAAACCAGAGUUCAAGAUAUCCCUCUCGAUUUUAAUUCCAUUGAUUACAAUGCGGGAACCCCAUCGACACAGAUGUUUCAGGAAGCAUUAGACGAUAAUAUACAACAAUUAACGGUCGAAAAUUUGUCCUUUCAUUUCAAAGGAGUUGAACCUGAACAAAAAAAAACAAAUUCAGAGAGCAAAAACACAGAUAAAGUCAAUAAUAGUGAUAACACUUCAAAGGGAAGCAAGAGAAAACGGAAACAACAGGAUUCAAUUUCAAAAAGAAGAAAAAGCGAUUCAAAACCUAAAAUUAGGAUAAUAUACCCUCCUCGAAAAUAUACAAAUGUCAUUUUUGACCAAAAAGAGGAAAUUGUGGAAACGGAAGAAACCAACUGGGCAUCUAAGUGUAACAUCUCAUAG